This is a messenger RNA of Populus nigra (black poplar), 716 nucleotides long. RefSeq names its product photosystem I reaction center subunit V, chloroplastic-like. The transcript has a single exon. Bases 117 to 596 code for a protein of 159 amino acids. The record is from RefSeq and is a predicted model, not a curated record. NCBI's taxonomy places the organism in Eukaryota, Viridiplantae, Streptophyta, Magnoliopsida, Malpighiales, Salicaceae. Gene Ontology annotation, cellular component: photosystem I; chloroplast thylakoid membrane. Gene Ontology annotation, biological process: photosynthesis.
UAAACCACCACAAGUGAAAGAUAUGAUCUUUAUCCACCAUUGCACAAUCUCAACAUCUCCAGAUUUCUCAUAAUCCAAGCCUCUCUUCAACUCACAAGGCAGGCGCACUUCCACCGAUGGCAACCUCUAGCUUGCUCUUCACGCCCACUAUCCAAAAGAACCACCACAACCUCACCCCAUCCAACCUCUCAUUCCAAGGCCUUAGACCCCUCACCAGGGCCAAAACCACCUCCCUCUCCAAGAUCAGCACCACUGCACCAAAAAGGAGCUUAGCUGUGAAAGCAGAGCUUAACCCAUCACUGGUCAUAAGCUUGAGCACAGGGGUAUCACUCUUUUUGGGAAGGUUUGUGUUCUUUAACUUCCAAAGGGAGAACGUGGCAAAACAAGUGCCUGAGCAGAAUGGUUUGACUCACUUUGAGGCAGGAGAUAAGCGUGCCAAGGAAUAUGUAAGCCUCCUGAAAUCAAAUGAUCCAGUUGGUUUCAACAUUGUUGAUGUUCUUGCUUGGGGAUCCAUUGGCCAUAUUGUUGCCUACUACAUCUUAGCCACAGCCAGCAAUGGCUAUGACUGGGACCCCAGCUUCCCAUGUUGCUUUUAGAUUUAUUGUUCUGCCUUCAAUUGAUUGUGCUUCACUUGUGUAAACCUUGUAUAGUGGUUCAUUAGAGAGGCUUUUUUUGUUUUUGUGUGGGAAAUUUAAGGUUCGGAUGAUCAUCUUAAA